AUGACAGCCAAAGACACAACAGUCGAAGUCCCAGCCUGCAUCUAUGCAGAUGCCGCACCUCCCCAAUGCUCCUUUGAUAGUCUCGUCAUCGUCAUCGUCGGCCGUGCGCAUAACAAGAAAGAAUUUCAAGUCCAUCGCGGCCUGCUAAGCCAUUACUCGAUCUUCUUCGAGCACAUCCUACGCGAUAAAUCGGAAAAUGAGAUAGCAAUGCCGGCUGAGGACCCCGAGGUGUUCGAUACCAUCACGUACUGGAUGUAUACCUCCCGAUUGUGGGGGCCUGGCACGAUCAAAGACGGUAAAAUACCUUUGACGGUCGCACGGAUCCUACAGCUCUACUUUUUCGCCGGAGCGAAGGGCAUCGAGGCUCUACAGAACGCGACCAUGACGCUCCUGUAUCAAAAAAUCGUGCAAGACUGGGAGACGCCUAUUCAAUUUGCGUCUAUCAUCUAUGCUAGGACAGUGCCUGACUCUCCGCUGAGGAGGUUCCUCGUCGAUUUUAUGGCGGAAGCAUGGAGCUUCAGUACGCUGGAGACGUACCGGACGACCAUACCGAAGGACUUCCUGAUCGACCUGUUGAUAGCUUUGACGAGGCUACGGAAGGCACCUGGUAUAGGCGUUGUUAAAGCAAAAUGGGUCCAGGAUUCAAAUAAGGGAUUCUGUGAGAAGUAUCAUUCUCAUGGAGAGCAGGCGUAG
This is a messenger RNA of Cucurbitaria berberidis CBS 394.84, 693 nucleotides long. RefSeq lists its product as uncharacterized. NCBI's taxonomy places the organism in Eukaryota, Fungi, Ascomycota, Dothideomycetes, Pleosporales, Cucurbitariaceae. The record is from RefSeq and is a predicted model, not a curated record. Gene Ontology annotation, molecular function: protein binding. The transcript is spliced from 2 exons. Bases 1 to 693 code for a protein of 230 amino acids.